Akanthomyces muscarius is the source of this 2787-nucleotide messenger RNA. RefSeq lists its product as uncharacterized. Gene Ontology annotation, molecular function: peptidase activity; protein binding. Bases 1 to 2787 code for a protein of 928 amino acids. The record is from RefSeq and is a predicted model, not a curated record. The transcript is spliced from 3 exons. Gene Ontology annotation, biological process: glutathione catabolic process; proteolysis. Lineage: Eukaryota; Fungi; Ascomycota; Sordariomycetes; Hypocreales; Cordycipitaceae.
AUGGCCCCCCCUGGCAUUCUUCGCAGUGAAAUGGCCGAACCCACCGCCAGUACGGCGAUUGAUACGAGCUUGUCGGGCUGCAAUGGAUGCGUCAAGAUUGCCAGAGCAGAGCAUCUCCUGAGACGGAGCUUGACCCCGGAAAGUCCCGUUGCCGCCGCCGCGUCCCUCGGCGGCCCCUCGCCUGAGACGGCGCCCGAGGGCAAGCCGAAGCUCCUCCACAGCCUCAAGCACGGCAGCGCCAUCCUCGCCCUCGCCGCGAGCCCCGAGCACGACGCCAUCUACGCCGGCACGCAGGACGGCGAAAUCAUAACCUGGUCUCUCUCAACCUUCCACCAGCUGCGGCACGUGCAGGCGCACAAACGCAGUAUCCUCUCGCUGUUUCUCUCCCCCGACGGCUCGCUGCUCUUCUCCAGCGCAGGCGACCCCAUCAUCAACGUAUGGUGCCCCCGGACGCUGCGCCACCUCUACGAGAUCUACGGCACCUACGACGUCGGCGACAUCUUCAGCACCGCCUACAGCGCACAGCACGACACGCUGUACCUCGGCGCCCAAAACACUUCGAUCCAGUGGGUGCGGCUCGGCGACCCGAGCGCCGUCGUGGCCGCCGGCUCGCAGAAGCACCCCGAUCGCCGAAACCACAGAUUCUUCGACUCCAAGGCCGUCGGCGGCGGGUCUACCCCGCGACGAAACGAGGACCGCUGGGCGCUGAUUCCCCGCGCCAACACGGUUCUUGAGAUCGAUAGCGGCUCCAUCCGCAACUUUGCGCACUAUGGCUACGUGUACUGCAUGCUCAUGGCCAAGGGCCCGACCGUGCUCGUGGAUGAAGACGACGAUGUCCUGAUUUCGGGUUCUGGGGACGGCACAAUCAAGCUCUGGGCGCUGGGUCGUGGCACGCGAGAGGGCCUGGACGAGGGCGAGCCAGACCGUGGCACAAUAGAGGAGAUUAUGACUCUGGGAACGGACGACGCAGAUUCUGUGCUGUCGUUGGCCAUUGAUGGGUCAUUCUUGUACUCGGGAAAGCUGGAUGGCGUGGUGGAGCUGUGGGAUCUCGACACGGCGCAGAAGCUGAGAGUCAUCAAGGCGGGCGAGGCGGACAUUAUGGCUCUGCAAAUGGCCUGCGGCUUUCUGUGGACCGGAUCUACAGAUGGCCAUGCGAGCAAAUUCAGCACCGUGCACUACGGCAAAUAUCAGCAUCCCACGGACAAGAUUGCACAGAAAUACCAAUGCCUUGGCCACUGGAAAGCGCAUCAAGGCAAAAUUCUGGCUUCUGCCGUGGUAAACUACCAUAACGAGCAGUUCUACAUUACCGGAGCCAACGACGACGAAAUUAGCAUCUGGGAGGUUACGGACUCCGACACGACGGCCCCGGAAACUGCCGAGGGCGGAGAUGAUCCUCUGCUGUCCACACUGGUAGACUUUGUCUCUUACAAGACAGUCUCGUCAAAGCCGGAAUUCGCAGAGGACUGCCGCAGAGGCGCGACGUUUCUCGGUGCUCUGUUUAAGCGCCUGGGCGGUGACGUCGAGAUGCUCAGCACAGAAAAGGGGCACAAUCCUGUUGUGUAUGCCAAGUUCUCAGCAAAGCAAGAGUCGGCCAAGACCCGGAAACGCAUUCUGUUCUAUGGCCAUUAUGAUGUCGUCGCUGCCGACAAUGAGACGGGAAAGUGGGCAACAGACCCGUUCACAGUGACUGGCAUCAACGGAUACAUCUAUGGACGUGGCGUCAGCGACAACAAAGGUCCCAUCGUAGCGGCGUUAUAUGCUGUCACAGACUUGAUGCAAGCCAAGCAGCUGGAGAAUGACAUCAUUUUCCUUAUCGAGGGUGAGGAAGAAUAUGGAUCGCGAGGUUUCAAGGAGGCCGUGCGGCAAAACAAGGACCGCAUCGGCCAUAUUGACUACGUCCUCCUGGCCAACAGUUACUGGUUGGACGACGAAGUACCGUGCCUUACCUAUGGUCUUCGUGGUGUCUUGCACGCAACUGUGUGCGUUGAUUCACCGCGACCUGACACCCACUCUGGAGUGGACGGGUCUUUCAUGAUGAACGAGCCGCUAUCAGACCUGACCUGCAUCAUUUCCAAACUCAAGGGUAUCGGCAAUCGAGUGCAAAUUCGAGGGUUCUACAGCGGAAUCCCAGCAUUGACUCCUGCGGAAGAAGCACGCUACGACGACAUUGUAUCCAUACUGAAGCGCGGCCGUUCAGACAACAUCUCGGAAGAGACUCUCAAAAAAUCUUUGAUGGCGAGAUGGCGCGAGCCCAACCUGACAGUCCAUAGCUACAAGGUCUCUGGCCCCGAUGGCAGCCUGGUCAGCAGUCACGCCAACUCGCACAUCAGUCUGCGUCUCGUGCCUGGGCAAGAGGUCAAUGAUGUUGCCGAGGAGCUCACCCAGUUCCUGCUGCAGCAGUUUGCGACUUUAGAAUCGCAGAACCAGCUGAGCAUCAGCAUCGACAAUAAGGCGGAGCCUUGGCUCGGCGACACCAGCAACAGCAUCUUUCGCACUCUCGAGCAGGCCAUCAUCGAAGCCUGGCCGGAUUCGUUUGAUACCGACAGCUCGGGUAAGAUGCCUGCGGGCUCCAAGAACAAGGCCUCCAAGCCCCGUGGCCCCCUCUAUAUCAGAGAAGGUGGUUCCAUUCCCGCCAUUCGCUUCUUGGAGAAGGAGUUCAAGGCACCGGCCGCGCAUCUGCCGUGCGGGCGCUCGAGCGACUCGGCGCACCUGAGCAACGAGCGCAUGAGUGUGGUCAAUUUGCUAAAGGCGCGCGAGAUUAUGGCCAAGGUCUUUCGCCGUCUGUAA